AUUAGGUGCAUAGGAAACCAACAGCAAUUAUAUAAGUCAGCUAUAUAUUUCGUUCCAACAUGCACAUAUACAUACGCGGCCUACACCCUACGUCUCUAUAGGAUAUAUACCUAUACGAAGGGAGCCAUGAGAGCAGAGCAGCCCAGCCGAGCCGUUGAAUGUGGUUUUGUGUUUCUUCAACGGUGUUUUCUGGUGUGUCUGCAAAUAUCCACUACUACAAAUCCCCCGAAUGCGCCUAUGAUACGGCCAUAUUCACUCACACCCCAUACCAUACCCUUCAGCCCGUUAGGUGUCGGUAAGUUGCAUGUAUGUACCUAGGUAGCCCAACCCCGCUCAACAAUUUCCUAUAUAUCACUUUCCACCCACCGUAGUCUUCCCGUUGCACUUUUCACUGCUUCUUGCACCUUUUCUUGACGCAUAAAACCACAACAAAGUUGCCUAAGCGAUAUAUAUUUAUCAUUGGAGCGGCCAUGGCUUCUUCCCUUUCUGUUCCAAAACCCAGCGGCUUCCAUGCCAUGCCGCUGGAAAUCCGCCAGCAGAUAUACCGAUGGUGCAUCCCCCGGAACCUUUUCAUAAAUGUCUGCGACGAUAUGUAUUGGCAAGAGCGCUAUGAAGGAUGGAAAAAGCCGCCUUGGCAUACCGACCCCUUUUUUAGUGACGAAAGAGGUACAUAUUACUCCUCCAAGGUUGAGAAUUGCGAAUGGUGUGACAGACAAGUCGCUAUGUUUGCGGACAAGAGCUCUGUCCCAAGACUUUUUUCUCCGGCCUCGACCGAUUACUGUUCUUCGUGCAGAAGAUAUUCACCUAACACUCCUCCGUCUCGACAAAGUGCCUUACCCGGACUCCUUCUUAUCUGCCGCCAGAUUACCGAGGAGGUGGAGAUACUCCUAUACGGAGACAAUACUUUUGGGUUCGAUUUUUGGGAUAAUGACGUCUCAGAUCUAGAGUGGCUCCAACAGUUCAAUGCAGAGUGGCUAGGACAGUUCGAUCCCGAUCGGCGGCACAAAAUGCGAAAGAUAGAACUGGUUCUAAGACACCUAGGAGGUUACUUUCCCUUGACAUCCCACACCGAUAUACCUUAUCCUUAUAUUCUGAACCAUUUUCAGUGGGAUGACGUUUUUGAAAAUGUUACUACGCUGAGUAUCCGAUUGCUGGGACCAAAGCCUUACCCUUCAUUGGAGGAGCUCCAAAGCAAGCUCGAACAUAAGCUCUCAGACGACAUGGUUACGGAAUAUUUGAGAAAAAACGCGAAAGCUAUUAAGAUGGGAAUGGAGAAAUCUUCAAAAGAGUUAAGAAAAUGGGUGGACUGGAUUCUACCCAUCCUGGAGUACAUCGGGCAGGUAAUACCCCAAUUUACCCAGAUAGUGGUACAUAAGGACGAGGAGGAGAAAACGAUACAGCUACUGGAAGAAAAAUUCCCUGGACGUUGCUUGAUUCAAGAAUUGGAUAGGAUAUAAUGACGAGGAUGAUGGGCUGAGUAGGCAUCUAUAAUAAUGAGCUGGCUGGCUAUGAUGAGGAUUAUGAGGAUAGCUUCGUCUGCUGAUUAGGAGGAAGUCAUGAAGAGCUAGGGAUUCAAUUUUCAUCUAUCGAUCUUUGAGGAAACCCAGUAGCAAAGUAAACGAGAUGUACUGGACAGACAUGUAACAAGCUUAGCAUGCUGUGGGCGUGACCGGAUUUCUAAAUAAACGAACAAAGAUUGCGAUCAAAGAUUUUGAAUACCUAGGGUAGGUAGAGUCACAAGUUGAAGAAGUUAAUAUUCGACGAAUCUAUAAACAAGAACUUGGGAACAAAAGGAGUACCUAAUGUAUGCAUCUAUAAGGGGUAUCAUUGAACCUAGUCACAUUUUUACCUUUGGGGCUACAUAUGUAUAACAAGGGUAGGCAGCUGCCAGCUGCAAUGCUAAUGUUACUACACUAACC
This is a messenger RNA of Hypoxylon fragiforme, 1919 nucleotides long. RefSeq lists its product as uncharacterized. NCBI's taxonomy places the organism in Eukaryota, Fungi, Ascomycota, Sordariomycetes, Xylariales, Hypoxylaceae. The coding region runs from base 471 to 1457 and encodes 328 amino acids. The record is from RefSeq and is a predicted model, not a curated record. The transcript has 2 exons.